AAAAAACAGCAAAAGAAACACCAGACCCCAAAAACCCUUUUAAAGAUCUUCUCACUGCCACACAGAAUUUUGUGGCUAUGAAUUCAUUGCUUUUUCUGACAUGGCACCACAGACUAAAAACCCCUUCUAGCUUCUCAUCAAAGUCCAACUAAAGUAGAGCAAAAAUCAAGAAAAAGAUUGUACCCCAACAACGACAAAACCUAAUUAUGUUUCAGUGAGUUGAUCAAGUUUCUUUUGUCCUGCAACUACAUAGAAAGAAAGUGAGUAAAUUUGGAAAAAAGAAGAGAGAAUGUCGCAAGUUAAACUAUUUGGAAAGACAAUUCGUUUGCCACUUGAUGAUCUUCUUGAUCAACGAAACUCUUCUGCUACCACUACUUCACAUGACGAUCUGAUCACAUCCGAAGCUGAGCUUACACAGAUUAAAAACAGAGAUGAUUUUACCAAUUCAACUGCAGACGAGGCGGUUGAACCAGCAACAUCAUCUGGUAUAAGUGAUGACCCCAAGACCGAGGAUGCCAAUAAAGAAACAUCGUCCCCAAAAGCUACCAAGAAAGAAGACCUGAGUGAGGCCAAUGUCACUCAGGAGAAGGCACUGAAAAAGCCAGACAAAAUACUUCCAUGUCCGCGAUGUAAUAGCAUGGAAACCAAGUUCUGCUACUAUAAUAAUUACAACGUCAACCAGCCCCGUCAUUUUUGCAAGAAGUGUCAGAGAUAUUGGACAGCUGGAGGAACGAUGAGAAAUGUGCCUGUAGGUUCUGGCCGCCGCAAGAACAAAAGUUCUCCCACCACAGGUUACCGUCAUAUAAUGGUGUCGGAUGCCCUUCAAGCAGCCCGGUUUGAAGCAGCACAUGGGAUGAACCUUCCUAUGCUCCGAGAAAAUGGAACUGUCCUUGCAUUUGGAUCGGAUAAACCCCUUUGUGAUUCCAUGGCUUCUAUAUUGAACCUUGCAGAAAAAUCACAGAACACUGUGCAGAACGGAUUUAAUGGAUCUGAACAAAGAAAACCUUCUGCUUGUGGAGGGAAAGAAAUCGGAAAUGAUAUAUCAAGCGGAGCUUGUAGCACAGCCUCAAAUUCAACACAUGAUUUAACGUGGAAGAAUUUUCAGGCCUUUCCUCCCCAAGUACAUCACUUUCCGGGGCAUCCUUGGCCUUAUUCCUAUAAUGCUGCUCCGUGGACGUCUGCAGUGCCACAACCUAACCUUGCUCCUCCGCGGUUUCCAGUACCAUUUACCCCUGCACCGCCCUACUGGGGUUGUACUGUAGCAAGUCCUUGGAAUGUCCCGUGGGUAUCUCCACUAUUCCCUUCUCCUGAUUGUUCAGUCCUUAGCGCCACUCCUACUUCUCCAACCUUAGGAAAACAUUCUCGGGACGAAUGCAUGCUUAAUCCAUCAAACUUGGAGAAAGAAGAUCCUUUGCACGACUUAGAUGGAGAGAGAUGUGUACUAGUUCCUAAGACGUUGAGAGUUGAUGAUCCAGAUGAAGCAGCUAAGAGUUCUAUAUGGUCUACGCUAGAUAUUAAGAACGAGAAGAAUGAUUCAACCAAUGGCGCAAGGCUCUUCAAGGCGUUUAAUUCAAAAGUUGACGAUCAGAGAAAACAUGAAUCUGACGCUUCUCUGGUCCUGCAAGCUAACCCUGCAGCCUUAUCUAGAUCGUUUACUUUCCACGAAAGCACGUAAGAAUACCGAGUUCUCAUGUCAAUCCUUUCCUUGGAAGUGGAGGUGAUAUCAGCUGUAAAUUACAUCUUCCAGAUCACAAUUGCUGAAAAUUGUAACUCUUGUCUUGGCUGCAACAUGUUGGUUCCCAAGAACUUAAGUCAAUGCAGGAACUAAUUUAUCUAAUCGUGCGUCGAUAGGAAGAAAAGCAGAUAACAGGGUCUUCCUGCUGAUAUCUCCCCUUCGGUUCGCAAGACUUCAUUUGUCCUUCUGGCAAGAGUAUAAGAUAGUUCGUUCAGGAUGAGCAUUUAUAGUAUGGCAGUUUGUUUUUGUUGUAUAUAAAACCUAUAGGGUGCUAAUGAUAUAUAUAGAAAAUAAGACUGACUUCUUGAAAGCAUGUAGGUAUGCUACAGAAGAAUCUGUUGAUGUAAAUCUGGAAUAUCAUCCUUUCUUUGAGAGUCUAUAUAUGAAUCUUUUACUGACUU
This is a messenger RNA of Nicotiana attenuata, 2136 nucleotides long. RefSeq names its product cyclic dof factor 1-like. Bases 290 to 1675 code for a protein of 461 amino acids. Gene Ontology annotation, molecular function: DNA-binding transcription factor activity; DNA binding. The transcript has 2 exons. Gene Ontology annotation, biological process: regulation of DNA-templated transcription. Lineage: Eukaryota; Viridiplantae; Streptophyta; Magnoliopsida; Solanales; Solanaceae. The record is from RefSeq and is a predicted model, not a curated record.